Molecule: messenger RNA, 1892 nt
Organism: Rosa rugosa (rugosa rose)
Lineage: Eukaryota; Viridiplantae; Streptophyta; Magnoliopsida; Rosales; Rosaceae
Product: leucine aminopeptidase 2, chloroplastic-like
Exons: 9
Coding region: 635-1675 (346 amino acids)
Biological process (GO): proteolysis; carbohydrate metabolic process
Cellular component (GO): cytoplasm; membrane
Molecular function (GO): calcium ion binding; mannosyl-oligosaccharide 1,2-alpha-mannosidase activity; metalloaminopeptidase activity
Source: RefSeq, a predicted model, not a curated record
AUGACUAACUCUCACUCCUUCCAAACCCUACUCUUCCACCCCCCCGGACUCUCACUCUCUCUCUAUGAUGAACAAGCUCUGGAAUUUGGUCUUUUCCCUUAACUCUGUUCGAUCUCCACCGCAAUCCUUUUUCUCCUUCUCUCCGUUCUCGAUCUAACUCAACAAAUUGAGCACUUGGUGGCCACUGUGUUGAUCUAGAUCCAGGGCUUAUGGGCUUAUUCUUUUUGGGUAUUUCAAUUUGGCUCUUUCCAGUCGUUCCUCUCCCUCUCUCGUGCGAGGUCAUUCAACUCAGAUGCUUUCAAUUCAAUGGCGAGGUCAUUCGUGCGAGUUUCGUUCUGUCCGAGCGCAAUUUCGAUUCAACUCGGAUGCUUUCUCUUCUCUGCUGACGGAGAGUUCGCGUCUUGGGCCUCUGGCCUCGCCGGUGUGCGUCUAGUGUGACCGGACAGGUUGCUGUCGGAGGUGAUUGGGAUGGAGAUCGGAGACUGGGGCGUUGGGAUUUCGAUAUGUUUGGUUUUUAUUUGAUGACGGUGGCUGCACGGAGACUGGGUGAGCGGAAGAUGGUGGUGACUAGGUGUGUGGCGGCGGUCGGGGAUUCGGAUCCGGCAGUAGGGUUGUUGACCCUCUGGGUUUGGGGAUGGAGACGGUGGGAAUACAGGCUCGGGUGUUGAUCUUCUUCAUGGAAUUGGGCAUGAGAGCUUUGUGUUUGUGGUGGUGGGUGAUGCGUGGUCAACGACGAUUGGGGUCCGGUAUCAGCGGCGACGUGACGACCUUGGUGGUGGCUCUUGUUUGGAGCUCAAUUCAUGGCCUUGUUUUUGGUGACAGGUCUGUUCAGCUCACUUUCGCGACGAAAGAGAUUGAUGUAACGGAAUGGAAAGGGGACCUGCUUGCGGUUGGUGUUACAGAGAAGGACUUGAGGAAAGAUCAGAACUCGAAAUUCGAAAAUCCGAUAUUGAAGAAGCUGGAUUCUUGUUUGGGUGGGGUGUUGGCUGAGGUCUCGACUAAGGAGGACUUCACAGGAAAGUCUGGCCAGUCUACGGUUAUUAGGCUUCCUGGUCUUGGCUCGAAGAGGGUUGGCUUGUUUGGGCUUGGACAAUCUGCUUUUGACAGUGGUGGCUACAACAUCAAGACAGGACCUGGCUGUUCAAUUGAGCUUAUGAAGGUUGAUAUGGGAGGUUCAGCAGCUGUAUUAGGUGCAGCAAAAGCCAUUGGUCAAAUCAAACCUUCUGGUGUAGAGGUUCAUUUCAUUGUCGCAGCUUGUGAGAAUAUGAUAAGUGGAACAGGUAUGAGACCUGGGGACACUGUCACAGCUUCUAAUGGAAAGACCAUUGAGGUCAGGGAAAUGUUUUAUCAUGCAUUUAAUGGGUACAUGGACCAUGCUUUCCCACUUGAUGAAUUAAGGCCUCAUUCUUGUGGGGGUGAAGAUAGCCUCGGUGGAUAUGCCCUAACUUUGAUUGAUGCUUUAGAGACACUAGCUUUACUUGGUGAUCGGGACGGCUUUGCUGCCUCUGUUGAAUGGAUUGGUAAAAACCUUCAGUUUAAAAUAAAUAAGACGGUAUCUGUUUUUGAGGGGGCUGUAGCCAGAGGCCAAAAUGUCAACAACAUUUAUGGGCUGGUUGCAGAUGAACUUGUAGAAGAGUUUUCUGACCCUAUCAAUGACGUUACAUCCCCUGUUUAGAUACCUAUUAUUAGAAAGAUGGCUCUGCAAAAGUUGAUGGAAAUCUGCCGGUAUUACUGUAACAAAUGUUCUGAAGGUCACAUUGCAAUAAGUGACCACUUUGAACAAAUUCCAUGUAAUUAGUAGGUUAAUUGGAGUUUUAUUUUGCCUAUUUUGUGAACUGUCCAGGAUGAUGAUUUUGGACAAAAUAUCUCAAUAUUCAAAUCACUUUUGUCAA